Molecule: messenger RNA, 4508 nt
Organism: Strongylocentrotus purpuratus (purple sea urchin)
Lineage: Eukaryota; Metazoa; Echinodermata; Echinoidea; Camarodonta; Strongylocentrotidae
Gene: arih2
Product: E3 ubiquitin-protein ligase ARIH2
Exons: 14
Coding region: 231-1700 (489 amino acids)
Biological process (GO): positive regulation of proteasomal ubiquitin-dependent protein catabolic process; ubiquitin-dependent protein catabolic process; protein polyubiquitination
Cellular component (GO): cytoplasm; ubiquitin ligase complex
Molecular function (GO): ubiquitin conjugating enzyme binding; ubiquitin protein ligase activity; zinc ion binding
Source: RefSeq, a predicted model, not a curated record
GUUCUCGCGCGGUGACGCUCGCGGGAUAUCUCUCUCGCGCGCGCGUUGUCCGUACGUAAUGCAUAACAUCUAAUCACAACUUUAUACAGUACGUCGGACUAGGCUGUGACUGACAAGAUCUUUUGACGCCUCUGCAGUAAUCUUGACAUUAAGCUGCACAUUUAGCUGCACAUUUAGCUUCACAUUUGGCUCUACAUCUUCAAACAAAGUGCUUCCAAUCAAUCAUCACAAUGGCAGAAGCUAAUGAUAGUUAUGAUGAGGAAUAUGAAACGGAUGAUGACGAUGAUGAGAUGUAUGAUGAUUAUUAUGACCAUCAAGGUAUGAUAGACGAUCCUGUAUUUUGUGAGCACAGAGAACCUGACCCAGAGGCCUUUGAAUAUAAGUGUGUAGACACUGAUGGAGCAAAGAAUAUACUCAAAGAAGAAGUCGAUUUCGCUUGUCAAAAUCUGAAGGUCCAGCCUAGAGUUGCAAGAGCUCUACUUAUGGCACAUCACUGGGACCUAGCAGAAGUUCAGAAGAGAACUGAUCAGGACAUUGCCAACAUUCUUGUCGAGACCGGCAUCCUUCCAAGAGCUGAUAAAAGUUUCAUUGCUCCUCUACCUCAGGAAUUGGUGUUACCUGCCAGAACAACCUGUCCAGUCUGCACCUUAGUCAAAACCAAAGAUGAACUGAGGGCUUUAUCAUGUGGACAUUUCUUUUGUUGUGAUUGCUGGAUUACACAUCUCAGCUUCCGCAUCACCGAUGGAACUGCAAUAGAAAUCCGUUGUAUGGCUAAUGAGUGCCACAUGAGAACACCAGAGGAAUUUGUCUUGUCUCUUCUAAAGUCAGACAUCAUGAAGCAGAAAUAUGAACAAUUUGCCUUCAGGGAUUACAUCAAGAGUCACUGGAAAUUCAGAUUCUGUCCUGGUGCUGACUGUUCUAUGGUUGUACAUGCAGACGAGGUCAAAAGGAAGAGAGUUGAAUGUCUACUCUGCAAAACUUCUUGGUGUUUUAAGUGUAGUGAGUCAUACCAUGCACCUGCUGGAUGUGAGACUAUCAAGAUGUGGCUGACCAAAUGUGCCGAUGAUUCUGAAACUGCAAACUACAUCAGUGCACAUACCAAAGAUUGUCCAAAAUGCAACAUCUGCAUUGAGAAGAAUGGAGGCUGUAAUCAUAUGCAAUGCUCCAGGUGUAAGCAUGACUUCUGUUGGAUGUGCCUUGGUGAUUGGAAGUCACAUGGAAGUGAGUUCUAUGAGUGCAGUAGAUACAAGGAAAAUCCUAACAUUGCAAAUGAAUCUGCUAACGUGAAGGCCAGGGAGGCUCUAAAGAAAUACCUCUUCUACUUUGAGAGAUGGGAAAAUCAUUCCAAAAGUCUCCGUCUUGAGGCACAGACACUAAACAAACUCAAUGAAAGGAUACAAGAAAAAGUGAUGAACAACAUGGGUACAUGGAUUGAUUGGCAAUACCUCCUUGAUGCUGCUUCGCUCCUAGCAAAGUGUCGAUACACUCUCCAGUAUACGUACCCUUAUGCCUACUUCAUGGAUGCUGGCCCACGUAAGAAGCUGUUUGAAUACCAGCAGGCCCAACUAGAAGCAGAGAUUGAGAAUCUAUCGUGGAAAGUAGAGAGGGCAGAGACCUAUGACCGAGGGGAUUUGGAAAAUCAAAUGGAUGUUGCAGAGAAGAGACGUCAAACCCUUCUGAAGGAUUUCCAUACAUUAUGAAGGUCAUCUUGUAAGCUUUUACUUUAGCUUUGUAUCACUGGAUGCACUACAAAUCCUAUUCUUAUGGUUGGAUUCAUGAUGUGGAACAAUUGAUUACUUGGAAAAGACCUGAACUAAAGCUCACAGAUCAGAUAUUUUAUCAUAUUUUGACAUUUUUCUCCGGCUGGUGUUUUUUUUUCUUCUCCAGUAGAUAAUCAUUGAUGAGUAAUGGUUUGAUUUUAUUAGUAACCUUCUAGACACUUAAUGAAUAAUUCAAAUGAAAGUUACUCCAUAAUGUAUCACCCAUAAUCCAAAUGACAUGGGUUAGAUUGUCAGUCAUAUGAGAACCACCCAAGUUAGCCCAAGGUCUGUCCACUAAUUAAAGGCUGAUAGUUUUCUUCUCUAAAGCCACAGGACUCAAGCAAAGGUUUCAAUGAGAAGGAAUAUGAGAGGAAUCUACGAGGCAUUACUUACAUGAAGAUGAGCUUAAGGGAAAACAAAAGUCUAUUUAUGUUUAACUAAUAUGGACCACUUUGCAAAGAAAGUAUGUUAAGAUCACUCAAUAUAGUUUAUGUUAAAGAGUCAGUUUUGUAGAUGAGAACUGUAUUCCCUUUCCUUCAAAGACUUAUUUGCUGAGUCUUGGUCGAAAAUUUAACACUAAAGUGGCUUUCAAUCUCUGUUCUUAUUGUUAUGUACCGUUCAUACGUUCCCCAUAUGAAAGUCCACUCAGGCAUCAUCUUGGCCUUGAAACGAGAUGAACAGGAGAAAAAGUUUAGGACGAUUUGAUGAAGAAUAAGAAAAGUCAUAGAUGUCCAUUUCCAUUUGAUUGAUUUUUCUUCCAAGCAGCUCACUAUUUGCUUGUUAUGACCAUUUUUAUGAUUUACUGUUUUUUUCUCUUAUGCCAUAGAUAUGAUAUUGGAAAUACUUUUUACCCGCCUCCUUUAUGACAUAGGUUUAUGUGUUGAUCAACUUCCAAAAGAAGGGAUAUUUCUAAUUAUGUGCACAGACAAAUGAAAGAGGUGAUCGUGAGGGUAAUUAGGUGAUAUCUAAUAUGACUGUGACACAUCACAACUUUAAAAAUCUAUAUCUAUCUUUCUUUCCGUUUAUCAGAUUGUUUUUUCACACUUUCUCAAAUCUAUGUUUGUACAUGCAUUUUGGUUAUGACCUUGGCGGGAAUGCUUGGAAGAUAACUCCUCCUAAAAACUCAAGAUUAUUGAUAUUGUUUAUUGUAAAUCUGCUCUAUACACAUUAACCAUUGAUUUGGUACAAGAAUUGGCUCCUAAGAGAGGAGCCCAAUUUUAGUGUAAUUAUCUCUUUAAGGAUAAUGUGAAAUGUGAUACUCUAAGAAGUUCAUAAUGUGUAUAUGGUGGAUUUUUAUAUCGCUCAGAUCUAACUUUUUACACCUGGGAUCUAUACCUUUCAGAAGUUUCACUCCCAUUUGCUUUUGACUGACUGUCCUGUACUCCAUUGUGCUAUGGAAUAUGUGUACUUUAUUUAUCACACCAUUUCAUGUACGAUUAGUUGCAUAGACCUCUAAACUUUAGUGUGUAUUAUCAUAGGAAUAUCAAGUAAAUAAGUAAGCGUAAAGUCUAUAUAUAUAUAUAUAUAUAUAUUAUAUGUAGGUCAAAUGUUAUUCUGCGUGAAUUUGGACCAAGUACGUCCAAAAGCAGAAAGCGACCCGACAAUUUAAACAAUGCUUAUUUUGGACCAGGGGGAGGUGUUGCAUUGCACUGCUGGCUCACCACCAAGAGGGAGUAUUGUUCAUAACCACUGACGACAGGUGGAAGAUCAACUGAUGAUCCCCCUGGUUGUGCAAGAGACAGUUACCACCAUAGUCUCUUGUUUUCUUAAACUUUAUCUUUAAUCAUUAUAUCCCCAGAACGGUUUUAAGUGUGAACUGAUUUUGAAGUCAAGUCUGUCAAAUUUCAAUAUUUGUUAUGGCAGUACUUAUUACAAGACUCAUCACAGGUAUAUAUUUUCAUACCGUCAUCUAAUAUUUAGCACCAUCAGGAGAGGAAACAUGUAUUUCAUUUGUAAUUUGUUCUUUAUUUGGACUUCAAACUAUAAUGUGCAUGAACCGUGUAAGUAGAAGUGAUUAAAUCUGAGAGUAAUUAGGCCAAGGACACAAAAUCUUCCCUCCUCCCGACCUAAAAAUCAAUGAUGUCUUUUUUUUAUUGCAACUUCUUAAGAACUUUUUAAAUGAUGAAGUGAGUAGAGUUGGAGAGGUUAGGUCGAAGGUCAAUAUAUAUGAGAACAUUAAUAGUUCAUAAAUGUGCAAUUAUAUUAAAAUGAAAUUAUUUAGUGGAACAAUGUUAAUGAUAAUGAAGUGAAUUUAGGCAGAGGCAUAUUGUAGACAAAGUCAUAUUCUGGAUGAAAUAUAGAACCAAGAAAACGGCACAAUUUUUUUGAAAAACUUUCUCUCCAAGGAGAAUCAUGAAUUGCUAAAUAAAAGCAGUCUGUAGCUUGUUAUCUUAAAAGCAUGUAGAGCUUAUCUUUACCAUUUUCAUUCCCCAAAAAAAAAACACAACACCCAAAACAAAACCUAAGUUAGGAUAUUGAAGCAAAAUAAAACAUUGAUGCACUACAUAGCUGUUCAUAACACUUGAUAAUUUCCUUACAAGGUAUAUGAUUUGGGUGAGAGAAAUAUAUUAAAAAAUAUAAAGAAAAAGCAAGAAAAAUAGAAAAAAGCAAUGAUGGGGGUCAUGACCAGAUAUGUUUUCGCACUUUACUCAAUUUGUUAAUGAUAGUUUAUUGUUCUGUUCUGAUAUACAUGGUUAAUAUUCAAAUCAGAUCAUAAUUACCUAAUAUAAAAUGUACUAUGAAGCAGCA